Tarenaya hassleriana is the source of this 2667-nucleotide messenger RNA. Its product is annotated as cell division cycle protein 27 homolog B. NCBI's taxonomy places the organism in Eukaryota, Viridiplantae, Streptophyta, Magnoliopsida, Brassicales, Cleomaceae. Gene Ontology annotation, biological process: cell division. The record is from RefSeq and is a predicted model, not a curated record. Bases 78 to 2327 code for a protein of 749 amino acids. Gene Ontology annotation, molecular function: protein binding. The transcript is spliced from 16 exons.
CAGAAGGAGAAUAUCAAAAGAAUCCUCUCUCUCUCUCCCUCCCUCAAAUCAAUCUGAAGGAAGAGAAGAAGACCGCCAUGGAAACUGUACUCGUGGACUGUGUACAGAACAGUCUCCGUCUAUUCAUGUACAAAAACGCCAUUUUCAUGUGUGAGCGUCUCUUGGCAGAGUUCCCUUCCGAGGUAAAUAUGCAGCUAUUAGCUGCCUGCUACUUGCAGAGUGGUCAGGCCUACUGCGCAUAUCAUCUUUUAAAGGGAACACAAAUGGCUCAGUCCCGCUACUUGUUUGCUUUGUCAUGCUUCCAUUUGGAUCUUCUUAAUGAAGCCGAAUCUGCACUUUGUCCUCCUAAUGAGCCUGGUGCGGAGAUCCCGAAUGGUGCAGCAGGGCAUUACCUUCUUGGACUCGUUUACAAGCUAACUGAUAGGAUGAAAAAUGCUGUUCAGCAAUUUAGGCAGGCCUUGACAACAGAUCCUCUACUCUGGGGUGCAUACGAGGAAUUAUGUGCACUAGGAGCGGCUGAGGAAACAACUACCGUUUUUGGUGAAGCAGCUGCUCUCUUUAUUCAAAAGCAGUACAUGCAACAAUUGUCAACUUCUCACAGCACAAACAUGGCCUACCGAGAACGUAAUUUGGUGCCUAAUAAAAACUUGAGUUCUGAAGAUCGUAGUCCAAGGCCAUCGAAACACACACAAGUCAAUAGCCUAAAAGAUAUCUCUGGAAAUUACCAUGCCCAUGGUCUUAACGGCGGUGCAUCGAUUAUGACAUUCUAUAAUACUCCUUCGCCAGUGGCUUCACAGCUAUCCGGUAUAGCUCCACCACCACUGUUCCGGAAUGUGCAGCCGACUGGUCCAAACCCAAGUUCCAUCACUUCUGAAAGUUCUCCAAAAUCCACAGUAAAUUCUACUAUUCAAGCACCCCGAAGAAAGUUCGUGGAUGAAGGAAAGCUACGGAAGAUUUCGGGUAGGUUGUUCUCUGAUUCUGGUCCACGAAGGAGUACAAGGUUGUCUGCGGAUUCAGGGGCAAACAGUAACCCGAAUGUUACAGCAGUUAGCGGAAAUGGAAACACCUCUUCUAAAUAUCUGGGAGGUUCUAAAUUGAGUUCUUUGGCACUUCGGUCUGUGACUGUUCGGAAGGGACACUCUUGGGCAAAUGAAAACAUAGAUGAAGGUGCGGUCCAGAAUGAACCUUUUGAUGAUUCACGGCCCAACACUGCCUCAACAACUGGAUCAAUUGCUUCCAAUGAAGCAAAAUCUCAUGAACAAGAAGCAACUGUGUCUGUUGGUGGCACAACAUUGAACGUCCGAAGAAUCACCGCUGGUGCUUCUGAAAUACUAAGCUUCCUAAAGAUCCUCGGGGAAGGGUAUAGACUUUCAUGCCUGUACAGGAGUCAGGAGGCUCUAGAUAUGUAUAUCAAGCUACCACAUAAGCAUUACAAUACAGGCUGGGUUCUUUCCCAGGUUGGAAAAGCAUACUUUGAGUUAAUAGACUAUUUAGAAGCUGAAAGGGCAUUCCGUCUUGCCCGCCAGGUGUCUCCUUAUUGCUUAGAAGGAAUGGACAUAUACUCUACCGUGCUCUAUCAUUUGAAGGAAGACAUGAAGCUGAGUUACUUGGCUCAGGAACUAAUGUUAACUGAUCGCUUAGCUCCCCAAUCUUGGUGUGCUAUGGGAAACUGUUAUAGCUUGCGAAAGGACCAUGACACAGCAUUGAAGAAUUUCCAACGAGCUGUGCAACUAAAUCCAAAAUUUGCAUAUGCGCAUACCCUUUGUGGCCACGAACUUGCGACACUCGAAGAUUUUGAGAACGGAAUGAGAUGUUACCAAAAUGCCCUUCGGGUAGAUACAAGACACUAUAAUGCUUGGUUUGGACUCGGAAUGAUCUACCUACGUCAAGAGAAGUUUGAGUUCUCGGAGCAUCACUUCAGAAUGGCUUUCCUGAUAAACCCGCGUUCUUCUGUUAUAAUGUCUUAUCUCGGGACAGCUUUACAUGCCUUAAGAAGAAACGAGGAAGCAAUUGAGAUAAUGGAGCGGGCUAUUCUGGCAGACAAAAAGAACCCUCUUCCAAUGUACCAGAAAGCUAACAUAUUAGUCAGCUUGGAAAGAUUGGAUGAAGCUCUAGAAGUUCUAGAGGAGCUGAAAGAGUAUGCGCCUUGUGAAAGCAGCGUGUAUGCAUUGAUGGGCAGAAUCUAUAAACGAAGGAACAUGCACGACAAGGCCAUGCUUCAUUUUGGUCUUGCUUUGGAUAUGAAACCGCCGGCCACUGAUGUUGCAGCCAUAAAGGCUGCAAUGGAGAAGUUGCAUGUUCCUGAUGAGAUAGAAGACAGCCCAUGAACCUUUGCUGCUCAAAAGGACCAUCGAGAAAAAGAGGCAUCUCGCUCUGGGACACACCUGACCUAGCUAGGGUUUCACAGGAUUUGAUCUUGCUUGUGCUUCCAAAGAGUGAGAAACAACCCUUUUUCAGGGUCUGAAAUCUGAAUCCAAGGACAGGGUUUAUGGCUUCAGGAUCUGAAUUUUAUAACUCAAAAACAGGGAUUUUGUAGUGUUGUCUUCAAACCCUAACACAACCACACAAGAAAGCGUCCACGUGAGAUUAAAGGUCAUGUAUCACUAUGUUAAAAUGCUUGUUAAUAGUAUUAUGAUUUUUUUUUUAUUCCAAGUUUCUUGCUUUUUA